Molecule: messenger RNA, 1293 nt
Organism: Austrofundulus limnaeus
Lineage: Eukaryota; Metazoa; Chordata; Actinopteri; Cyprinodontiformes; Rivulidae
Product: probable serine/threonine-protein kinase kinX
Source: RefSeq, a predicted model, not a curated record
GCUGAAAGACGAUGCAGAAAAAGAUGAUGAAGAUGAGGAGGAGGAACCUGUUGCUGAUGAAGAAGCCUCUCCUGAACCCGAGUCUACCUCAGACGAUGAAGAGUCGGUCCCGUCUCCGGACUCUGACCUCAAAGACAGUGAUGAAGAUGAUGAGAAGGAUGAAGAUAAAACCAGUGAUGAUGCGUUCACUGACACCACAGACCUCAGUGACGAAGAGGAGGAAGAUGAAGACGACUCUAGUGACAUCAUUCUAGAGGACACUGAUGAUGACUUGGACGUUGAUCUUCCUCRUGUAGCCGUUUCUACUGAGGAAGAGGAAGAUGAACACAAACCUGCAGGUGAGGAAGAUCUUUCUCCUCUUCCUCCUGCUGAGGAUGAGGAGGAAGAUGAAGGUACUGAUGAUGAUCUGGACCAAUCAGAGGACGUCUCUGUUGCGUCCUCUGAACACUUUGCAGACGUCGAAGACGAAGAUGAAGACUUCGAUGAAGACACCGGCCCUGAUGAAGAUGAUGAUGAGGAUGAUCUUCACAAACCUGAUGAUGAUGAGGAUAAAAAGGAAGAGGAGGAAGAUGUAGAAGAAGUUCCUCUUGUUUUGAGCUCUGACAGCGGAGUCUUGGGCGACGAAGACGAAGACACCGAAAACUCUCUCUGGGAGACCGUCUCCAGUGAUGAUGUCACUGAUGAAGAUGAAGCAGACGAUGAAGAUGUUGAUACAAGCUCACUGGAGCUCAGCGUUGAUGAUGAAGAGGAGGAYAAACUGAUCACUGAAGCAACUGUUGGUGCCGAGGAAGAAAAAGAUCAACUUAAAGAUGAAGAGGGAGGAGCCUCUGCUGAUGAAGACGAGGAGGAAGAGGAUGAUGAGGAUGAUGAUGAUGGGCUUGAUGAGAUCUUGCUGGCAGCUCCCGCUGCAGCGGCAGUCUCUGCCCAGCAGGGGGCGCCAAAGACUGAGGCMGAUGAUGGUGAAGAUGAGGAGGAGCUCCUGCAGGCCGAGGAGGAAGACAAGACACAGGAUGCUGACAGCAGACAUCCUGCAGCUCCUGAGGAGGAACACGAAGAGGCUGAAGCUGAAGAGUCCGAGCCUCAGAAAGCUGCACACAAACCAGGMGAUAAAGAGGAGGAGUAUGAUGAAGAUGAUGAUGAGGAAAAGGCAACAGUGGAUGUGAUUAAACCUGUUCCAGAACCAGAGGAAGAAGCGCCUGCAGUUUGUCCCUGUAUGCACUCUGCAAAAACCAAAGAAGCAGCUGCAAAAACCAAAGAAGCAGCUGCAAAAACCAAAGAAGCAGCUGCAAAAAC